CGGUACAUCGCAUCCGCGCAACCACGGCUCGCUUUACCGUGCCGUGUGCGAAACUACGUGUGGCUGUGUGCGUGCGUGCGUGCGUGUGUGUGUUAUGCGCACGCAAUUUUUUGUUUGACACUGUCAAGACGAAUUAUACAACUCCAUCCGCGUGCGGCGAGCGGUUCUUGGCGGGGACGCGUUGAAGAACCUUUGCACGCCACAGGUGUUUGCGUUGCUGCAGAUCACGUCCUGCCAAAGUGCACCAGCUGCACUUUUGGCAUCUGCUGCAACCAUGUGCUUGUGCGUGCGUGUGUGUGUCGGUAAUCGUAGUAGUAGUAGUGGUGGGCAGCAAUUACAUCAGCAUUACCAACCAGCAGCGACGGUGCGGUGCGAGAGAGCUGGCCGGACUAUUUUGACAGAUAGCAUUUGUUUGUUUACAUUCGCAUUCGCACUGGCCGGCUGUGAUUAUGUGACGGCGAAAAGGAAGAAAUGUGCAAAAGAUUACACUUUUUAAUUUGUGUCCCACGGUCUGUCUGUGUGUGUGUGCUAAUUUUUUAUUGUUUGCAUUGUUAUUAACUGGCGUGAUGGGUGACGACAAAGGGUGACUUUCAGUUUGCGGCCGCCGAUGGUUCUACUAUUUUUAACCCACCCGAUUUCACCAGUUGAAUCAGGGAUAAAGAGAGAGAGAGGGCGACAGAAGUCAGUAUCGUUUGUAGAGAGUUAGAUGUGUGUGUAUGUGUCAGUUACAGAAUCCGUUUUCAUCAUUUUUUUAUUAUUAUUUUGGUUUCAGAAGGCAAAAACAACGAAACACACAUCCCUUCAUGCUUCCGAUGCUUGAGCAAGAGAUACCACGGAAGGGGCGCUGGUACGGAAUGAUAGUUUUCCCAUGCCCUUCACCGGAUUUUGCUUAUCGGACCUUGUAAAAUGCUGGCGAUUGGGUUUGCCGGGAAGACGUUGUUCCGGCUGAACACCAUGCUCUUUUUUUUGCUAGCCCACAUGAACACUUAUCAGCGUCUGUGAGCACUCUGGUUCCAUCUCUGUCCCGGUCCCGGCAAGAGACAAGUGAUGCUGUAUUAUUUGAUCAUUUGCUUAUCGCGUCACGAUGGUAUUAAAUUUCCCGACACGUUUUGUUUUUUGUUGCUUUGCUCGUACUAAUGUGCUGCGAGGGAAAAAAUAGACACUCACACAUAAUAAUCAUCCCCUUUUCGGUCAGCAUGCAGUAGAAACGUAGGCGCGGGAGCCUUCUAACGAGAUAAGCAGGUACGGUGGUACGGUGGAGCCUGAUGAACUGUAACGUGCAGUAGUUACACGGGAAGGGGAGGAUAAAUUACAACCUACCGAUGCAUACAAACCCCUGCACACGCAACACGUUUGUGCAACGUCAUGUUUUGGCCGGAGCGCAGGAAGAAUGGGUCUCGGGAAGUGAUCAAAUAUUUGCGUCAUGUGUACCGUGUUGAGCCUGCUUGUUGACACAGUGAUAGGGGCCCGAUAGUGAUAGCCCGGUCACAGAGGAAAGUCACAGUGUGCCGCUCCAGCAGUGUGUGUCCACCAGCAGUAGGCGAGAGAGAGCUAUCUGUGGAAAGACCCCAAAACACGGCGCUCUCCAAGCAGCAAGGCGCCGCCCGGGUAUCAGUGCCGCAGUGAUCAUUGCUGGGUGUAGUAUUUUAUUGCCAUCGUUGUGUGUCUCUGUGUGUCUCGUACGUGUGUGCGUGUGUGUGCUUAAUUUUAGUGUGACUGCUCUUACCGGUUAAUGUGUGUGCCAAACGAUCGUAGUCAGUGUGCCGUGCCCGACCGUGCUAUGAAGCUGUUUGGAAAACGUUCAAUUACGCGGAAAAAUUCUUAACGUUUGUGCAAACCAACAAAAAAGAGAAGAAGAAGAAGAAGAAGAAAAUAGUACAAGUGAAAGUGUGAAAAGCCCGCCAAUACCAGGAUGGAAGCGAUCACAAGAAAGCUGCCCCCGAACCCGCGACAAAAUGCUAGCAUCCUGUCCGCGCUGACCUUCUGGUGGACGAUCGAUCUGUUCCGGAAAGGGUACAGCAAGGUGCUGGAGCUGCAGGAUCUGUUUCGCCCGCUAGAUGUCGAUCGGUCCGACGUGCUCGGCGAUCGGUUGGAAAAAAAAUGGUUCGAACAGCAGGCCGGCCCUGGCCGACCGUCGCUGGUGAAAGCGAUUUUCAAGACGUUCUGGCGCGAGUACGGUGUGCUAGGGUUCAUCACCAUUAUCAACGACAUCGUGAUCCGGCUGGCACAGCCCAUCUUUCUCGGCUGGCUGCUGAUGUACUUCCGGAAGGACACGGAGGUAACGCGCGAAAGCGCAUUCCUGUACGCCGGUGCGAUCGUGCUGCUGAACGCGCUGAGCGUGAUCACGAUCAAUCAGUACGUGCUGGGCAGCUUCCAGAACGGUAUGAAGGUGCGGAUUGCGGUGUGCAGCGUGAUCUACCGCAAAGCGCUUCGGCUGUCCCGCACGGCCCUGGGCGAUACGGCGCCGGGGAAGGUGGUGAACCUGCUGUCGAACGACGUGAACCGGUUCGACAUCGUGUCCGUCUUUCUGCACUCGAUGUGGUCGGCACCGCUGCUCGCCAUCAUCAUCGGGGUGCUGCUGUACCUCGAGAUCGGCGUCGCCGGGCUGAUCGGCAUGAUCGUGAUCUUCAUCGUGACGCCGAUCCAAUCGUACACGGGCAAGCUGACGAGCCGGUUCCGGCUGCAGACGGCGCUCCGGACGGACGAGCGCAUCCGGCUGAUGGACGAAAUCAUCUCCGGCAUCCAGGUGAUCAAGAUGUACGCCUGGGAGCGACCGUUCGCGAAGCUGAUCCGGCACGCGCGCCAGAUGGAGCUGAAGAUCGUGCGCAAAAGUGCGUACGUGCGCGGCCUGUACAUGACGUUUCUGCUGUUCACCACCCGGACCGCGCUGUUCUGCACGAUGAUGGCGAUGGCGCUGCUCGGGGACGAGCUGACGGCGGCCCGCGUCUUCGUGGUCGCGACGUACUUCCACAUCCUGGCGAACACGAUGUCGGCGAUGUUCGUGCGCGGCAUUGCGGAGAUUGCGGAGGCGAUGGUGGCGAUGCGCCGGCUGGAGCGCUUCCUCGAGUUUGAGGAGCGCGAAACGGAGGCGCUGCCGGACGGCAAGUCCCGCCUGCUGGCCGAGUUCGGGCUGAACGGCGACGCGACCGAGAAGCAGCGGCUGAUCGAAUCGGAAACGCAGCUCCCGCCCACGAUUGCCGUCUCGCUGAAGGGUGUUACCGCGCGGUGGGGUGCCGUCCGCCGGCAGGAAGACUUUCCGCGCAAGGCGGGUGCCAAGCAAGCGAACGGCAAGCUACAGCAGGACGGGCAGGGAGCGCCGGACGAACUGCCACCGGUAACGCUGUCCAACCUGAACAUUGACUUCCGCAAGGGACUGCUGAUCGGUGUGAUCGGGCCGGUCGGUUCGGGCAAAUCGUCCCUGCUGCAGGCGAUCCUGCGCGAGCUGCCGCUGGAGUCGGGCAGCGUGGUAGCGCAGGGCCGGUUCGCGUACGUCAGCCAGGAGCCGUGGGUGUUUUCCGGCACGGUGCGGCAGAACAUUCUGUUCGGGCAGCCGAUGGAGAAGGAGCGCUACGAGGCGGUCGUGCGGGCCUGUGCGCUGGUGACGGACUUUGAGCAGCUGCCCGACGGCGACCGGACGAUGAUUGGCGAGCGGGGGGCGGCCCUGUCCGGUGGGCAAAAGGCGCGCAUCAGCUUGGCCCGGGCGGUGUACCGGCGGGCGGACGUGUACCUGCUGGACGAUCCGCUCAGCGCGGUGGACGCGCACGUCGGGCGCCAUCUGUUCGAUCUGUGUCUGGGGCCGCAGGGACGGCUCGGGACGCUGCGGGCGACGCGCAUCCUCGUCACGCACCAGGUGCACUUCCUCAAGGAGGCGGACUGGGUGGUGGUGCUGAACGAGGGCCGGGUGCAGGCGCAGGGCACGCCGCACGAUCUGGUGCAGAGUGGGAUCGACUUUGUGGAGCUGGUCGAACGGAAGGAGGUUGAGGGCAGCGAGCUGGAGGGUGGUGGUGGUGGUGAUGGGGAUGGUUCGGUUGGAGGGGGCGAUCGGCGAAGCCGGCGGGAUUCGCGUGCUUCCGCCCGUUCGGGUGGUUCGUCCGUGCAUGCCGAUGUAAGCGAUGAGGAGGAGCGUGACCUGGCGGCCGACGCACCGGUCCAGAGCAACAUGGAGGGGACGUCCCGGGGGAAGGUGCAGGGUUCGCUGCUGCUGAGCUAUCUGGGCAGCGGGGCAAACGGGCUGAUAAUGUGCGGACUGUUGGCACUGUUUCUAGCGACGCAGCUCGCGGCGAGUGGGGCCGACUAUUGGGUUGCCUUCUGGACUUCACAGGAAGAGCAGCGACUGUUCCGAGCGGCACACAACUUGUCCGCCGGCCCGGAAGCGGCCACCGACGAGCUGCCGCCACUGCUCAGCACGGAAACCUGCAUGGCCAUCCAUGGUGCGCUGGUGGGCAGCAUCUUUCUCAUUGCCAUCACCAGAUCGAUCAGCUUCUAUCAGACCUCCGUGCGGGCGUCGCAAAACCUGCACGAUGCCAUGUUUGCCGGCUGCGUGUCCACCACGAUGCGCUUCUACGACACGAACCCGUCCGGUCGCAUCCUGAACCGCUUCUCCAAGGACAUGGGCUCGGUGGACGAGCUGCUGCCGAAAGCGAUGCUCGACGCGUCGCAAAUCAUUCUCAGCCUGUGCGGUACGCUGGUCGUGACGGUGCUCGUCAACCCACUGUUUCUCGUACCGCUAGCCCUGCUCGGCGUCGUGUUCUGGUUCGUGCGCCGGAUCUAUCUGAAAACGUCGAAAAACAUCAAGCGGCUGGAGGGCAUUACGCGCUCGCCCGUCUUCUCGCACCUGUCGGCGUCGCUGGCCGGGCUGCCGACGAUACGGGCGUUCGGUGCGCAGGGCGAGCUGAUCCGCGAGUUCGACGCCCAUCAGGACAUACACACGGCCUCGUUCUACAUGUUCAUCACCGCCAGCACGGCGUUCGGCUUUGCGCUCGAUCUGCUCUGUCUGAUCUUUGUGUUUAUCGUGGUGUUUAGCUUCCUGCUGGUCGAGCAGGACACGUUCGGCGAUCGGGUGGGGCUGGCGAUCACGCAAGCGAUGGCCCUGACCGGCAUGAUGCAGUGGGGCAUCCGGCAGAGUGCCGAGGUCGCUAACUUUAUGAUGUCGGUCGAGCGGCUGCUGGAGUACCGGGAUCUAGCACCCGAGCGGCAGCCGGAGCGUCCGCGCGCACUGAACGCGGGCUGGCCCGCGGAGGGUCGGAUCGAGUUCCGCAGCGUCACGUACCGGUACUUCGAGGGAGCGCAGGCCGUACUGCGCGAUCUGUCGUUUGAGAUACGGCCGCGCGAAAAGGUCGGCAUCGUGGGGCGCACCGGGGCGGGUAAAUCGUCCCUGAUUGGGGCGCUGUUCCGGCUGGCACAGGUCGAGGGCGAGAUACGGCUGGACGGGAUCGAUACGGCGGACAUCACGCUCGAGCAGCUCCGCUCGAAGGUGUCGAUCAUACCGCAGGAUCCGGUCCUGUUUUCGGGCACGCUGCGCCGCAAUCUCGACCCGUUCGAGGACUACCCGGACGCGGAGCUGUGGGGUGCGCUGGAGCAGGUGGAGCUGAAGGAGCUGGCCAACACGCCGGCCGGGCUGCAGAUGGCGGUGGCGGCCGGUGGUUCCAACUUUAGCGUCGGCCAGCGGCAGCUGAUCUGUCUCGCGCGUGCCAUUCUGCGCAACAACCGCAUCCUGGUGCUGGACGAAGCGACCGCCAAUGUUGAUCCAAACACGGAUCGGUUAAUACAGGAAACGAUACGGCACAAGUUUGCCGACUGUACCGUGCUGACGAUCGCCCACCGGCUCAACACGAUCAUGGACUCGGACCGGGUGCUAGUGAUGGAUGCGGGCCAGGCCGUCGAGCUCGGUACGCCGCACGAGCUGCUGCAGCUGCCGAUCAGCAUCUUCCGCGACAUGGUGCUCGCGACCGGGCCGGCCGAAUCGGAACGGCUGCAGCAGAUCGCACUGCACAAGCACGAACAGCAACAGCUGGCUGCGUCUGACUAAUUCUGUGCAUUCUGUGUGUAUAGGAAUAGGAGUUAAAAAGUGUCCUUAUUAGUGGGUGAAGCGCGUGCGUGUGCUACGUGAAUCUCUCGUGCGUACGAUGCGUGUACGCGGGCGGACGUUUGAGCGCGUAAGGAUACACCAACUGCCGACUGCUGUCACUACCACCACCCUUCGUUACAACCAGUGCGUGUGUGUGCGUGUGUCCAGUGUGUGAUAGGUGUCGUUUAGCGUACCGGAAAUGUCGAAAAUGGCGAGUACAAUUAUCGAAUGUAGUGGCGCAGGAAGGAAGGACGCGUGCCAAAAGGCGGCUACAUUUGCUUCCGGUUGUUUUUUUAACCAAGCCCCGUACAAUGUUACCCAUAUUAUUAGGUAGACGAAAGUGUAGGAUACAAAAGCCGAACAAACGUAGUUAUAUGCCUUACGAGUUAUGUACUAGAUAUGCAUACCGUUGUUUUAAUUGUAUAACUCUACCGUAGCGUGGUAAUAGGAACGAUAAAACAGUUGAAAAAUGUUACAA
Molecule: messenger RNA, 6545 nt
Organism: Anopheles coluzzii
Lineage: Eukaryota; Metazoa; Arthropoda; Insecta; Diptera; Culicidae
Product: ATP-binding cassette sub-family C member 4-like
Exons: 7
Coding region: 1913-6028 (1371 amino acids)
Biological process (GO): transmembrane transport
Cellular component (GO): membrane
Molecular function (GO): ABC-type transporter activity; ATP binding; ATP hydrolysis activity
Source: RefSeq, a predicted model, not a curated record